GCGCCCCACCGAUCAGCAUUCCGCACUCGACGCGAGGGCGAAGCGCACGCCCUGCAGUUAACGAUCGCGUACGACGCGCCGCGCGCUCGCGGCUAGACGACCGCCAUGUUUGACGUAUUCGGCUCCGUGAAGGGGCUUCUCAAGCUCGACUCUGUGUGCAUCGACAACAAUGUGUUCCGGCUUCACUACAAAGCCACCGUGAUCAUCCUGAUCGCGUUCUCGCUGCUCGUCACGUCGCGGCAAUACAUCGGUGACCCCAUCGACUGCAUCGUCGACGAGAUCCCGCUCGCCGUUAUGGACACGUACUGCUGGAUCUACUCGACUUUCACAAUCCCGAACCGGCUAGUGGGCCGCGUCGGCAAGGAUGUGGUGCAGGCCGGUGUGGCCUCGCACGUCGACGGCCAGGACGAGGUGAAAUACCACAAGUAUUACCAGUGGGUGUGUUUUGUGUUAUUCUUCCAAGCCAUUCUGUUUUACGUGCCGCGAUACCUGUGGAAAACAUGGGAAGGAGGCCGCAUCAAGAUGUUAGUGCUCGACUUGAACUGCCCGGUCGUUGGAGACGACUGCAAAGACAGCCGCAAGAAGUUGCUUGUGGACUACUUCCAUACAAACCUGCAUACCCAGAACUUCUACGCGUUCCGCUUCUUUAUCUGCGAAGUGUUGAACUUCAUCAACGUCGUGGGCCAGAUCUUCUUCAUGGACUUUUUCCUGGACGGCGAGUUCUCCACGUACGGCAGUGACGUGGUCAGUUUCACCGAGAUGGAGCCCGAGGAGCGUGUGGACCCGAUGGCUAGAGUGUUCCCGAAAGUGACCAAAUGCACCUUCCACAAAUACGGUCCUUCAGGAACCGUGCAGAAGUUCGACGGUCUGUGCGUGCUGCCAUUGAACAUCGUCAAUGAAAAGAUCUACGUGUUCCUGUGGUUCUGGUUUAUGAUCCUGUCGAUCCUGAGUGGAAUUUCGCUGAUUUACCGCAUGGCCGUGGUGGCUGGACCGCGCGUGCGCCUGUACCUGCUGCGUGCGCGCAGCCGCCUGGCCCCGCAGGCGCAGGUGGAGGCUGUAGCGCGCGAGCUACAGAUCGGCGACUGGUUCGUGCUCUACCAGCUCGGCAAGAACAUCGACCCUCUCAUCUACAAGGAGUUGAUGGGCGAGCUGGCCGAGAAGUUCGAAGGGAAGGACAGUGUGUAGUCUGUAGGAGAGUGUGAAGCGGCUAGUGGACUUUGGGUCGUCCAUGUGACGUGUUAAUAGUGAUCGAGGGCCCGGUCCGCGUGGCGGGCCGGCGGGCGCUACCUGCGCCCGCGCCGCGGACCGGGCGGGGCGCGCCGCGCACAAAGAGCGCCGGGAGCGGCUGCACGCCGACAUUCCAUUACCCACGGCCGGCACGGGGAACGACCUCCGUCGAGCCGCACUCGUUGUAUUCCAGAACCGCUUUCAAACACUUUAACGCUACCGAAAUUGAAAUAGGUGAUAUGACUCUUCCAAACGCAACACUGACUGAGUCGCGCCGCAGAGGGCGCGCGUGCAUUUAGCGUAACGUUAUUGGGGCAUGUUUAUACUAGUAGUCGUAGAUGUAGUUAGAUCUCGUGCCUUCGUUUUGUAUUUUGUAUUAUUUGUGUGCGAGUGUAUCAUGUUGAAGGAACGUCUCAUUGUGAUAUGUAAUUAUUAUUAAUCUAAAUUAAGUGACUAGCGUGUAUGAACAGAACGUGUGGAGCGGCUACACGAUACGAUAUUGUAUAAAGCAAUAAUAAAGCUAAACUUUAGUAAAACGUAACUGAACUAUUAAUUAUAAGAUAAAGGCUAAGUAUACAAAUUGCAAGUCGACAAUAUUAUUCGUAAUAUGCAUAAGUAAUUCGUACUGAUUUGUAUUAAACUUUAAACUUUUUUACAUUGAUAAAAUCGAUAAAUACCUGCGAUCAUGGUUGAUAUUUUCUGAAUAUAUUUACUGCCACAUAAA
Molecule: messenger RNA, 1951 nt
Organism: Spodoptera frugiperda (fall armyworm)
Lineage: Eukaryota; Metazoa; Arthropoda; Insecta; Lepidoptera; Noctuidae
Gene: Inx2
Product: innexin inx2
Exons: 1
Coding region: 106-1185 (359 amino acids)
Biological process (GO): phototransduction
Cellular component (GO): plasma membrane; gap junction
Molecular function (GO): gap junction channel activity
Source: RefSeq, a predicted model, not a curated record